Scaptodrosophila lebanonensis is the source of this 2444-nucleotide messenger RNA. RefSeq lists its product as uncharacterized. Gene Ontology annotation, biological process: neurogenesis. Gene Ontology annotation, cellular component: cytosol; P-body. Bases 111 to 2312 code for a protein of 733 amino acids. NCBI's taxonomy places the organism in Eukaryota, Metazoa, Arthropoda, Insecta, Diptera, Drosophilidae. The record is from RefSeq and is a predicted model, not a curated record. Gene Ontology annotation, molecular function: protein binding. The transcript has a single exon.
GGUGGUGCGCAAGAGAAAACAAAUUGCGACACUGACAACAAUUGGAUGUAGUGUGCAAAUGUUAUUUAACUAAAUAGUGCCGAUCACCUACAAUUAGCGUAGAUAUCGGUAUGGACCUCGAUUGGCAAAACAGUUUAACAGAACUUAAGGACCGCGGUCAGUAUUUAUUGCAUUCAGAAAAAUGGGCCGACUGUCGUUUUCUUGUGGGCACAACGCCAAACCAGCGCCUCAUUUCUGGCCACAAGCUGCUGCUGGCGAUGGCCUCGCCCGUGUUCGAGCGAAUGUUUUACGGACAUCUUCCGGACAAGACUGACCCCAUUGUUAUACCAGACGUGCAGCCUGAAGCUUUUGAAGCGAUGCUCGAAUAUAUUUACACAGAUCGCAUUACCAUCGCCUCCUUCGACAAGGCAUGUGAGCUGUGCUACGUGGCCAAGAAAUAUAUGCUGCCACAUGUGGUGACCCGCUGCACCCAUUUUCUUUGGGCGGAUCUCAGUCCCAAGAACGCAUGUCGCGCCUACGAAUUCGCGAAACUAUUUGACGAGCCACGUCUCAUGCAGAGCAGCAUGGAUCUGAUAGCGGCGAAUACGCGCGAGGUGUUGACCGAUCCCAGCUUCCUAGAUAUAGAAGUGUCGACGCUAAUGGCUAUUUUAGAUCAAAACCGACUCAACAUCGAUUCCGAGCUAGAUUUGUUCAACUGUCUGCUGAAAUUUGCCAGCGAGCGUGGUAUUCUGAACGAGAGCGCCCACGAUGACAUAGCCGGAAGCAGUCGCAGCACUGCCGACAAGGAUAACGGCUGCAAAGAGAGUAACGACGACGGUGGCAUAGCCAACGAGGUGGUAGUGGAGGAAAUCAAAAUGGAGCCAGACGUGGCUGCAAUGGUGCAGCACAUGCACCACGACGAUGACGUAGACAGCUUUGAUCAUGUGGCCGAACAGGCGGAAACGGCAGCAACAGCGGCCGCAUCCAACUCAUCCACAUCCCCCUCAACAUCCAAUGCCAAUGUAAGUGCUAUUGUCGAUGAUGUGGUCAUAAUAGACAGCGAUGCCUCUGGCAAUGCCAACGAUGAGAUGAACGAAGCUGAGGCGGCAGCAGCUGCAGCCAACAUGAUCAACAUUAUGGACGCACAGCGCACGAUCAUGGAUGGUGCCAUGCUGCGGCAGGCAGUGAAGAAGAUACGUUUCCUCACUAUGACCCCCCAACAAUUCGCCGAGGGACCAGCACGCUCCAAAUUGUUGCAGCAACACGAGGCCCUGGCCAUACUGAUCAAGAUCUCCAGCCCGACACUGAACGACUGCAACAUGCCCGAGGGUUUCUGUACAUCGCGCAGCACCCGCAACUUCUAUGAGUCGGCGCAUCGGCAGCGUGAGCUACCGGCCUCGUAUCGGCAUGUAGGUGCCACCGCCGCCAGCUCCUCGGCCACCUGCUUUCCGGGCACGGCCGGUCGCAGCACUGGCAUGACAAUGGCAAAUCAAGGCCUGCUCGGUCGCAUGGGAGCCACUCUGCAGCGCACCAGCGUGCCACUCAGUGUGGAGAACAUCAAUAUGCCGGUGAAUGCUACAUUUUUCUCGGAUGACAACGCCCUGGCGAUGGGUGUCAGUGUCUCCGACAAUCCGAUGGCACAGAGUAGCACCAGCGCUAGCAGCAGCGCUUUAGGAAAUUCAAAUGCCACUCUGCGUUGUUUUGGAGAUGCUUUCGAGGCCUCUAAUGCAAGCAGCCGUGUCGCUCACGCAUCUGCCAAUGGAGUGCCGGCCAAUUCUAAUGACACGGAACCUGCCGCUGGCGCAUCAAGCAGCUCCCAUCAUGACAUGCUCCGCUCCUAUUGCAUGCGCUCUCUAAAUCGGCAAUUCGAUUAUCGCAACACCAGCGUCACCGAAUGCGGCGUUACCUUCCAGGUGGACACGAAUAUUUGGAUCACCGGCGUGCAGGUGCCAACACAGGUACUGUGCGGCGAACUAAUGAACUCGGCCGGCUUCACCGAACGCUACACUGAAGUGCUGUACGCCCACAUCCAGGAUAUGCACGGCUCUCGCAUUACUUACACACAUUGUACGGCACGUGUACGCUACGAUUCGCUGCUGGACAUCACAUUCGAUCGGCCGGUGUAUAUCUAUCGCAAUCAGAUCUAUAAGAUAUAUGUGGUCUUCAACAAGAUCGGCUGGUAUCCCAUGUACUCCUGUGUCCCCGAUGCCAUCUGCAAUCGCGUCAAAUUCAUGUUCAAUGUGGGAAAUCCGUCGGAGUCAGUGCGUGAUGGUCUCAUCUAUGCCAUCAUAUUCUCUGCUCCGCAGGAUCAUGCUCGCCAUUUGGUGGACUAAACUGACCAUUCCUCCACCCCCUUCCCCCACUUGGUCAAGGUAUUCAAAAGUUUUUCUAGUGUUUUUUCAAAAUAUUUUAAUAAAUAAAUUUAACUUUAUUACGAUUUGAGCUCAUGGCGAAAAAAAAGACAA